UUUUGGUUUUGCAAAGAGUUAGUGUGAGAAAAUGCCAAGAAAUAAUCCUCAACAACAACUAAACUUAAUCGAAACAAUUAAUGAUGUUAAUGAUGAUAUGGAUGAUGAUGAUUUGACAAAAAAUCGUUGGAAUUGUCAAAUAAUGAUUAAUGAUUCAAAUUCAAACAUAAUACUAUUCCAAAUUCGUUUACAAUCAACUGCGAAUAGUUUAGAUUUUCUAAUACCAAUAUCAUCGAUACGUGAUGAAAGAUCGAAAGAUUUCCUGCAAACCAAAUUAUAUUUCCGCCGUAAUGAACAAUAUUUUAUAAGAGAAUUGGAUUGGAUUAAUAAUAUCACUAUUGGUCUUUGGGAAGAUCCAACAUUAUUAACAUUAUUUGAUCAUUUAUUUAGAAAAAUUGUUUCCAUUCGUUUUAUGAUGUAUGAAGAUGUUAAUCAUUUUCGUCGCCGUAUCAAUCAUGAUCGUUUUACAUUAGUACCAUGGGAUGAAUGGGAAAUUUGUCAAAGAGUUGGUGCUUGUCAAUGGAAUCAUUUCAAACGUCAAUUUUAUCAGGCAAAACUUCGUUGGCCACAAUAUGUUGUCAAUAUGGCCUAUAUUAUGAGAGGUAAUUCAUCACCAUAUGAUGAUCCGGAAAUUGAAGAGGAUCGUAAACGCAAAGAUCGUAUAUUAGUUGAAUUAGUUAUUGUAGUUUAUAAACAAUUUAAAGCAAUACAAAGAGCAAAGAAAACUUAAUAAAAUUAAAAAAUUUAUUCA
Molecule: messenger RNA, 751 nt
Organism: Dermatophagoides pteronyssinus (European house dust mite)
Lineage: Eukaryota; Metazoa; Arthropoda; Arachnida; Sarcoptiformes; Pyroglyphidae
Source: RefSeq, a predicted model, not a curated record